CCCAUUUUCAAAUCCAAAAAAAAAAAUAAAACUCUUCCACCCUCAUCUCACUUUCACUGGCCACAGCGAAUGGGUAAAGAAGGAGACUUGUGGGAUGAUUCUGCUCUCAUCAAUGCCUUCGACCACGCCAUUUCUACUUUCAAGAAAAUGCACAAGAACAAGAACAAUAGCAAGGAUGAAUCAGCUGGAGCUGAGGCUGAGGCUGAGGAUGAGGCUGAGACAGUGAUGGGCGCCACCGCUGAAGAAAAUGGUUCUAGUGGCGACUUUCGAAAUCUUGACACUGCAAGGGAUGUUGAUGAGAAGAGCAAUAUUCCAGCUGCUGAUACACCUGAUUUAGGUGAGACUGGUUCUGUGCCGAAGUUGGGAGAUGAUUGUCAUGCUGAGCCGCAGGUAGGACAUACUUGUCAGGAUUCAACAAGGGGCCAAGGCAUCCAAAGUGAGCAUGAUGCUUAUGCAUAUGCACAAGGUGUGGAGGAAUAUAAUCAGUUAGUUGUUCAGUAUAAUGAACUUGAGGAGAAAAGGCUGAAGAUUUGGGAGCAACUUAAUCAGUAUAGUGCUUGGAAUUACAAAUAUGAUGCUACUGCUACUAGUUCUGGUGUACCAUAUUCCAAUGUGCAGGAUUAUUCAAUGUCUCCUUACCAAGUUUCUGAUCCAAAUGUUGUUUGCACGUGUUGCCCGUGUUUUAGUCAAUGUUCAAUGGCUUCUUGCACAUCUGCUCCCGGUUGUUCUCUAGAUGAAUCAGGUGUUGGUAAACCUUGUAACAGUCAUUAUGUGGAAAUGGAUCAUAAAAUGCCAUUUCCAUGUGAGGAUGGUAAAAUCCACAAAAUAGCAAUGGGAGCAGCAGAGCAGGCACUGUCGUCCAUUAGAACAACCAUUUCUGGUGAUUCUAAUGUGAAUGAAGAGAAAGAGAGAACAAUUUCUGAACCCAAACAAACUAGUGGCUCAGGAACAGAUCUUACUGCUCUUUUGAAUGCUUGGUAUUCUGCGGGCUUCUAUACUGGAAAGUAUCUUGCUGAACAAUCCAUGGCUAAUAGAAAAUAGAAGUAAACUAGAAUUUCAAGUGGAGGCAAAAGGUUCCUCACACCACUCUUAUUAGUAUAGUGAAGAGUUAGAUGGUGACUUAUUUACAUUUACUUCUUUGAGAAAAAUCAGGAGAAUGCUUUCGGUGUGAUCUAAUUGGUAUGGUGGUUCAAUAUAAACUACGAGGCCUUGGUGACCUUUCUUAGCAUGGUUUCACUGGAUGUGUAUCUAAAGCAGGAUUUUACCCUCUGCUAUGUUCAUGAAUAUGUUGCCCGAGUUUGGUGUCAAAUGCUAGAGACCUUAACAUAUGUAAACCAUUCUCUGAUAAGAUCCAUAUUCACAUUGAAGAAAUAUCACAAUUUCAAAAUGUUUGACCAAA
This is a messenger RNA of Arachis duranensis, 1399 nucleotides long. RefSeq lists its product as uncharacterized. Lineage: Eukaryota; Viridiplantae; Streptophyta; Magnoliopsida; Fabales; Fabaceae. The transcript has 5 exons. The record is from RefSeq and is a predicted model, not a curated record. Bases 70 to 1041 code for a protein of 323 amino acids.